This is a messenger RNA of Cynoglossus semilaevis (tongue sole), 8191 nucleotides long. It is a transcript of the gene nphs1, whose product is annotated as NPHS1 adhesion molecule, nephrin. Gene Ontology annotation, cellular component: plasma membrane; cell-cell junction. NCBI's taxonomy places the organism in Eukaryota, Metazoa, Chordata, Actinopteri, Pleuronectiformes, Cynoglossidae. Bases 1756 to 5463 code for a protein of 1235 amino acids. The transcript has 40 exons. Gene Ontology annotation, molecular function: cell adhesion molecule binding. Gene Ontology annotation, biological process: cell-cell adhesion. The record is from RefSeq and is a predicted model, not a curated record.
CUUGUGACGAGGCGUAAGAGAAGCGGGACGAGCUGGACACCUUGCUGGCCUGAUCUGAUUGGUCGUACGAAUCUACCUUCUCGAAGGAAGCAGGCUUGACGUAGCUGGUGAAGGCACGGCCGUAGGUAGCAGCCUGGAUGCUUGUGAUACAGCCUUAAGUGCACCAGCAAGGGGAAGAAGACUCCAGGCAAUGGCAGGAAGCUGACACGACCUCUCCAUUGUCCUGUUCCCUGUCAUUUCCUCCCGGAUCCUCUCACUGCCCCCGAGGAAGACAAGGACUGCUGCCAGAGCUGCAGCCUGGCCGUGGAGGAUCUGUGGAGACAUCAAGAAUAAAGGAGCAGAGGAGAGGACAAGGAACGGGUUGAGCUGAAGACCCAGUACAGCUGUCAGUCUUUAUUCUCCACCUGGGAUCACGAGCCACAGACAGAGCGUGAGGCGAUGGCAGGAGCAGCAGCAGGAGCAGAGGCAGGAGCAGGAGCAGCAGCAGGAGCAGGAGCAGGAGCAGAGGCAGGAGAAGGAGUGCUGAUCUUCUGUCUUCAUCAGUGGAACCAUGUGCUACCCUGGGAAAUUACCCCACCGACAAACAGCACGUUGAGACUUCGUUAGCACAACCAGCCAACCCAGUGCCUCUCCAGCCCGAUCGAACAGAAGCAACCCACCAUGACAGAGUAAACAAAGCGAAAUCAUGGGAAUGAUGAGGAAAAGCUAUUUUCACGUGAUUCACUCACUGCAAAUCCUCCAACACCCAGCCAUGUCUGUGUUGCAGAGAGAGAGGAAGCAGAGGAGAGGUGCAAGUCAGACUCCCAAGUAAACAACCUGCAGAAGCUACAACUCCAUAUAAUCCAUGCUGUGUUGGCAGUGAGGUUUUGGACCGGGUCUUCAGUGGUCUUCAGUGGUCUGGGGUCCAGGUCGGUCUCCAUCUUCUUUAUGAAUCAUUCUUAUGUUAAAAGGAGAAGAAAUGAUCCCACAUGUGGCACAUCAAAGGUACCGUAAGAAUGGAAAUUAUAGAAACCGGCUAAUAUUUAUGUUGCACGGUAUAAUGUGACAGCAAUGAAUAUUUACACAGCCAUUAAAGGAAAUAAAAGUAAUUGUUUUUCCAUGCUAAUCCCAUCUUUUUCUGCCAGCUGCUCUUUUUUCUGUUCUGUUUUAAAUGAAUGUUUCAUUCAUUUUCAUAGAGUAUCGCGCUGCAUUCCUCUCCACAGGUAAGUCAAAGCAGAUGGAGCUCAGAGUGGAGGCAGUCUGACUGACAACGCAGUACAGUCCAAAUGAAAUCCUUUUUCUUCUGGGUGCACCUUCAAAGUCACCUCCAUCCUUUUAAUGUCUUUUUAUUUGCUUCUUGACAAAAGGGAAGUGGUCGAGGCCAGGAGACUGAGCUGGUGAACAAAAGUGCACGCACAAUAGAUUUGCCACAGGCAAAGAGGGAGGAUUAUCUACAAGGCGGCCAUGUUGGAUUAUGAUGUUUUUACAUCGUCUUGCAGUAGGUGACGGGCUGGAUUUCACUCCCAUCUGGCUGCAGAGGAUGAAGCUACUGUAGAGCCUGACGUUGGAGAUUAAAGCUCGGGGAGUGAAGGCGGAAGGGAGGAGGAGGAGGAGGAGGAGGAGGUGGAGGUGGUGGGGGGGUCCCGUUGGCAUUCUUUAACAAGUCUGUGACUCACUCGUGUUCAGAGAGUCAUCUGUAGAUCAGGAAGACAAAAAGACGCUCCAGAGUCUUGGUGUCAGUCAACAGCGUCGGAGAGGUCAGGCGUCAGUGGUGGAAUGGACGUCCUGUCAACGUGGAGUCUGUUUUUCUCAGCGUUAUACAUCUGCGGCACCCAGGCCCAGCAGGUCUUCAGAAAUGAGCCCAGGAACCAAACUGUGAGGAUGGGGGCCACAGCUGUGCUGAGGUGUGAGGUGCUGCGGGCCUCUGGGACCGUGCAGUGGGUCAAAGAUGGUCUCCUCCUGGGACCUCAGAAGAGCCUGCCAGGCUUUCCACGCUACAGUAUGAUUGGAAACCCCAAGAGAGGACAAUUUCAUCUCCAAAUCGAAAAAGCCCGACUGGAGGACGAAGCCGUCUACGAAUGUCAGGCUGGCCAGUCUGAGAGCAGCUACGCCAUCGUGUCCGCUGAAGCCUGGCUCAACGUUUUAAUUCCCCCGUCCAGCCCAAACUUUGAACUGGACCUGGAGGAGACACCAUGGGUCGCUGGGAGGAUGUAUACCAUCGCUUGUGUCGCCGCCGAUGCGAAGCCAGAGGCUGAAAUCAAGCUUUUCAAAGACGGAGCGGAGCUGACAGGUGUCGGGUCUUUCUCCAUGCCUGGCUCAAAGGACAAGCUGCUGAACACACAUGCUACAGUAACAUUCACCGCUUUGAGCUCUGACCAUGGGAGACCGAUGUUGUGUCAGGCGAAGAACGCUGCCCUGUUCCGACCUGUGGAGACCACGUUGACCAUGAAUGUUCUCUUCCCACCUCAGCCUCCAGUUAUUAUAGGUCUGGAGACAGGGGAGGUCAAAGCAGGGCGAAUACUGACGCUGGUUUGUGUUUCUCACGGAGGAAACCCCUUAGCCACUCUCCACUGGAGUAAGAAUGGAGAAGUUUUGUCAAAGACUUGGGAAGAGGACAUCGUGGCUCAGAAGUCCAGCAGUGUCCUCAACCUGAGGAUCACCCCUGCCGAUAACCAGGUGGACGUGUGCUGUGAGAGCGUCAAUCUGGUGUCCCUGUCACCUCUCUCUGCCUGCCGCAGAAUUACCGUGCUCUUUGAACCUGCAGUGGUGACUCUCUCUGGUUCCUUCGUGGCCGUCGAAGGACAGGAGCUGGAUAUGUGCUGCUUUGCCGCCUCUAGCAACCCCCCUGUGCAAAUUCGCUGGUGGCUGGGGAACAAGGAGCUCAACAACACAGUUGUCUCUGUGAAGGAGGGGGACCAUGGUGGGAUGACAACCAUGUCCAACAUAACCCACAAGGUCUCCAGGGAGGAGGACAGUCUCACCCUGACCUGCGAGGCUUUCAACAAGGGCACAUUCUUUUCCAAGACCCAGACGGCCACACUCAGCGUCUACUACCCUCCCCAAAGGGUGUGGCUUGAGGCUCCUUCUCCAGACAUUCCCAUUCAUGCAGGGACCAAAGUGCGACUCACCUGCUUCUCCACUGGAGGGAACCCCGUGGGAACUCUAACCUGGUUGAAGGACGGAAACAAAGUGACCUCAAUGCAGAGGCAGACAUCUUUUGAUCGUGGCGUGGCUCGUGAGCUGGUUCUGGUCCUGACAGCAAGUGAUAACAACGCUUCCUAUCGCUGUGAUGCCACAAAUGAAGCGAAGAAGACCAUAUCUGCCUCCACCGCACUAAAGGUGUUUUUCACAGCCAUAAGUAUGAAAAUAACAACCAAACAGGAAGUGCUUCGUCGAGGGGACACAUUGAGUCUGGACUGCCAUGCAGGAAGCAGUAACCCAAAGUCCAACAUCUCCUGGACCGUGGGCUCUCAGAGGUUCCCUGGAGCGGAGCAGCCCCCCACGAACGCUCAGUAUGGUGGGGUUUCAGUGCUCAGCUCUUUAUCUCUUCAUCUGGGUUCACAGCAUCACAACCAGAGAGUCAUCUGUCAGGCCUACAGCUCUGUGCUGGCUGAGGGAACCAGCACGUUCUACCAGCUCAACGUUCUCUACCCGCCAGAGUUCCGCCAUCCUCAGCCAGCACAGGUCCAGGUGGUGGAGGAUGACACUGCAACUCUGCCACUGUUGCUCUCUGCUAACCCACAGGAGGUCUCCUGCAUCUGGCUGCAUUACAAAGAGAAGCUGGUCAAAGAGGGCAAUCUGCGCUACCACGGGUCAGACAACUCACUGGAGAUCAAGAAUGUGACCAGAAAAGAUGCCGGCGUUUACACUGUUGAGUGCACAAACGAUGAGGGUGUCAACAGAACCUCCAUCAUCCUGGAUGUUCAGUAUGCUCCGAGUGUGAAGGCAGAGAAGGACCCCGUGUUUGUGAACAUAGGUGGAACUGCAGACCUCAUAUGUGUGGCUGAUGCCAAUCCCAUUAUUCCUGACAUGUUCUCCUGGAAUUGGCUGGGAGAAGAAGAGGUGGAUAUGGGAGAGACGACACAGGAUGAUGAAUCAGGCCUUCUGACCAUCCAUGAUGUCACCCGGGCUCACGCUGGUGUGUACCAGUGCACGGCCAAUAAUGGUCUAGCACCCCCUGCCAGCGUGGAUGUGCAUCUGGUGGUGCAGUUCAAACCACAGCUCCACAAAGGGCCGCAGUGGAGGAAGGUCGCCAGCAGAGGGGACGGCACCACCACGGCUGAGGUGGUCUGUCAGGCAGAGGGUAUUCCUCGCGUCGACUUCACUUGGGAGAAAAACGGCGUUCGCAUGGACUUUGCAAACCCGAGGUACGAGGAGCAAACAGUGAGGGAGGGGUCCUUCUACACCAGCACCGUUCGUGUCGUGAACGUUAGCGCAGCCCGUGACUACGCCGUCUUCAGCUGCACCGCGCGCAACGCCCUGGGGGACGAUAAACUAGACGUCCAGCUCGUCAGCACAAGUCGCCCUGAUCCUCCGUCCUCCUUUCGUCGAGUCAGCAUUAGCCAUGACUCGAUUACUCUGGAGUGGAUCCCUGGUUUUGAUGGAGGUCGGAGACAAAGAUUUCGUAUAAGAUACCGUUGGGAUCAGUCUCUCAGUUUCCAGUACGUGGAUGUCUUCCCUCCCGGUGCCACAAUCUUCACUGUGACAGGACUGAAGCCCGUGACCACCUACAACUUCUCCGUCAACGCCCUCAAUGUGAUGGGGGAGAGCGAGUAUGCUGACAACAAUGCAGUACUGACCAUCUCCACCAAGGAGAGGCCAGAGGAAACCCCAGGAGGCGAGGACCCGGUCCUAACCAGUGCGAUAGGAGUUCCUUUUUAUUUGAUAGUAGUUUUGACGGCGGUGUUUGGCGCCCUGCUGCUGUCCAAUUCUCUGGGCUGCUACUUUGGACGCAGGUGGAAAAAGAAUAAAGUCCGGAAAGUUUCUGUUCCUCCUGCAGGGGAUGGAGAGAGUGUGGUGGGUGGAGGGAAGAACAAAGAGGAGGCGUCCAGUCUGUCCACUGUGGACACCACCAACACCUACAAGAGCAGAGAGAUGGUCAACGCUGCAGCCCACCGCACCCUCCUCAUCGAGUCUGGAUCAGAGGCAGACAGCAACGUAUACGAGAGCUACGCCGCGGAAAGUUCCCAUUAUUAUUACCCCUCCGAUGGCUACGCGGCGACGCUUGGCACGCACCCUGAGGAAAUACGCAGGCACGAUGUCCACCGACCCCCUGUGGGAUCACACUUGUAUGAAGACGUAAGACAGGGAGGUUUGUACCAGGAUAUCCUGGCUUCCUCUCCUUCUUCCCCUGUUCCCUUGUUUGACCACACAAUGCCUCGGAACCAGUGGAGACCACCAACCUACAGUCAGCAGGGUCCUGAAAGAGCGAGGGCUCUGCCAGAUUCUGAACUUCCCUUUGAACUACGAGGAGAGUUGGUGUGAGACCGUGGUGUCGGAGCUGCCAUAACUCACUGCUUGGUCAAUAGGUGGUGUGCAGUGUGCAUAGAACAUGACAAAUACAAUGUUAUUUAUAUCUACUCCACCACGGGAUCUCAAAGUACAGUCGUCCCCCGCUGUAUCGUGGUUCGACUGUCGUGCCCUCAGUGCAUCGCAUCGGUUUUUAAUAUUUUAAAUGUUUUCUUGUAUUGCUUUUUUUUUUUUGCUCCAUCGCAGGUUUUUGCAGUAUAUGAAAUUUUUUACAUUUUCAAUAUUCUCAUUAUUUUUGUGAUAAAAUAAGGUUGCUCUAACCUAAGAAGAAAAAAACAGUUAAAAAAUUUUGUAACAUACAUACAGGGUAUUGUGAACCUGUACGUACGGGUAAACGAGAUCUGUGAAAAUUUCGUUACGUUUUUUGCCAUAUUUCACACCCUACAAUGCCUCCUGAAGGGUUUGUAAUUAUAUAUAUAUAUAUACGUAAAUAAUAUAAUAACUACAGCGUCUCUACUUUGCAGUUUAUUGCCUGUCACAGGUAGAGUUUCUAUUGCUGUGUUUAUUUUGGAAUGAUGUAUAAAAACCGCAUUGUUUUCUAUAUUGUGAACAUCAAACACUGUAUCUCUGUUCUCAUGGGUCUGACUUGACCAUUGGUAAACUCAAACCAGCUAAAAAUAAAAUCAAGUAAAAAUAAUGCAAGGGGAAAAAAAGUAGAUGAAAAAAAAACCAGUAUUUCAAAGCCUGUAUCACGUCAUGUAAUUUGUUUUUCCUUCUCACUCCACGUCUUCCUCCCAGGACCACGUGUUGUUGUUUCACCUUUAUCCUCUCCAUUGAAGCCCGGUGCUGUUUACUAAUCACUGACCACCUCCCUGCUUUGUCCCCCAGUUGUAUACGGUGCCGUUAGGGGGCCGGAGAAUGGACGGACACCAAACAUUGUCCAUUGUUGUUGUCACACCAGCGUCCAGCCACUGUAGCCGGUCCGUUCCCAAGUAGGUUCCUCACAGUGGCUUCAUAGAAAUCCCUGCAACAGGAUUCCACUAAGAACAUAAUGUUGUCUUCAGAAGGUAAAACCUUAUCACAUGCCACAUGUCCAAUCCUGUUUCCUCACCACAGAGAAAUGGUCUGUGACUCCAGAGCUGCUACACAACAAAGCUCUUUAGUUUUUUUACUCAAACUCUUCGCCCAAAGAGUUUGAAGAAACAGAAGAAGCUUUUUACAUACCUUAAACACAUACACAUACAUACUGUAUACACCUCACAUAUACACAAGUUCUGCAAUCCUCCAAUCACAGGCCUGAUCCUUUAACUGCUGGGUCACAGGUCACACUUUCUCACGAUGAAACGAAAAGUCGGUAUUUUAAAAAUGCACGCUCUGAGUUGCCGUGGCUGGAAUGAUUCCAUCUACAGUACAGUGGUUUUGGUGUCUGUUCUGUUGAGAUCACAGAGUUGAGAGGAAGACCAGGCUACAGACAUACAAGUGUUAAAUUGUUAUUUUUUGUUAUUAAGUGUGGAAGUGAUAAAAGUUUACCAGAUUGCAAGUUUAUUUAGUGAUGACAGAACUGAACCAUGAUUAUCCUGCGGCUCACCACCAACAACUGUAAAAACAAACUGACGCAGACUCAGAAAAUUCAAUUUUGUUUAGAGGCAGCAGGAUUUAUUUUAACCAAAAAAAUGUCUUGACAAUAAUACGGUUGUUUUUCUGACAAGAUAUGACAAAAAAUAUAUACUUUUCUAACUAAGGAUUUAUUCUUCAGUGGACUUUAUUUCCACCUGCAAUAGUGAUGAGUGUCUUUUUGGAAAAAAAGAACUUUAACUGCAGGGAAUAUUACAACCCCACUUUGAUUCACGGUGCAAAAUGAAAAAAAAAAUCUUUAACAGAACGACUCUAUUGUUGAGGCAGAAAAUAAUAGUGAGUUUUACAAGUGGUGGAGAUUUUUCACAGCGGUUUUCUACUGAUCAACUACAUCUUAAAUACUGCUGCUGCUGCUGCUGCUGCUGCUGCUGCUGCUGCUGCUGCUGCUGCUGCUGGCGGCUCUGUCUUCUUAAUAGAGGAGGGGAUUUUAGUUUGUCAAAAAAACCCUUUGGUUGACCGUUUAUUUCUACAACUUCCUCAGUGCGGCUCAACUUCCUCUUCUUCUUUGUGUUCACUUCUUGCUCCAGAGAUGGUACAAACUGAGCCCUUCUUCAUGUCAUUACAGUUCUGACAGCUUCUAUUUAACCCUGAUAUUUUUGCUCAGUUUUGUUAUUGUUGUUGUUCACACAUUUGUCUAACCUACAAAAAUUCCCUCUCCUCAUCGGGGGCCCGACCGCCUGCAGAUAAAUCUCAAUGUGACGCAAGACUGCGUUCUCUCAAUUAGGUUCACUAUUCUCCAUCAUGAGCUGUCAAGGUAUGUUUGUCUCAUUACUGAGCAAUUGUUUAAGGUCCUGUCGAGCUGACAGUCGCGUUCAUACCACCGAGUGUUCGUGAUGCAUCAUCGUCUCCGCUCAGGCAGCGGCAGUAAUCUGCUCGACUCAGGCUUGAUCACUCAAUGCUGCCAGACAACUUCUAUUUUUUCUCACAUGCAUCAUGAAUAUUUUUUUUUCUAUAAUGUGUUCAUCACAAGCUCAAGGAAGCUGAGACGAGCCGGCUGCCACCAUGUCAAUAAAAAAAGGAUUCAUGUUUCUGGCUUUUCUCUGCUGCUGUGAGCAAUCAGACCGACGCGUGCCCUUCAGUCGGUGGCAAUAAAUACAACACAGUUGAU